GCGGGAAGGGGGGCGGCGGCUGCUGUGAGAGCUGUGGAGACUGAGAGAGGGACUGAAUCGUGGACCCGGGUAGGAGCUGGGGCGUCCCGGCUCCCGCUCGGCGGUGAAGGGGCUCUGAGGGUCCCAUUGGUGGAGGAUUGUUACAACAGGAUGACUCCAGCUGUUGGGAAAUAACGGAACAACUUCUGGAGUAUCCAGGCCUCAGCAGUAAGGGAAGAGGUCUUGAGGUCUCCUGGACAGUAACUUGGGUGCUUCAAGGCUACCCAUGACCUUCAGGAUGGAGGCAGAUGGCCAGGAGUGGCUCUUCAUUCCUUUACAACAAAUAGUGUCAUGGGGUGCCUCUGGGGCCAUGGUGUUUGGAGGCGUUGUGCCAUAUAUACCCCAGUACAGAGACAUCAAAAGAACUCAGAAUGCUGAGGGGUUUUCCACUUAUGUGUGUCUAGUGUUAUUAGUAGCUAAUAUUUUACGGAUACUGUUCUGGUUUGGAAAGCAUUUUGAAUCUCCUCUUCUGUGGCAAAGCAUUGUUAUGAUCUUUACUAUGUUAUUGAUGUUGAAACUCUGUACUGAAGUUCGAGUGACAAAUGAGCUGAAUUUAAAACGUCGUUCCUUUGCAGCUGCAGAUAGUAAGGAUGAAGAAAUCAAAGUUCCGCCCAGGCGAUCCUAUCUGGAUUUUGAUUUGCAUUAUUUCUGGCAAUGGAGCAAGUUCACUGACUACAUGCAGUGUGUUUUGACUUUCACGGGAGUGACUGGAUGCAUCACUUACCUCUCUCUUGAUUCUGCUCUGUUUGUGGAAACGCUGGGGUUUUUUGCUGUAUUCACGGAGGCCAUGCUGGGUGUACCACAGUUCUAUCGGAACUACCAGAAUAGAUCCACUGAAGGAAUGAGCAUCAAGAUGGUGUUAAUGUGGACCAGUGGUGACACCUUUAAGACUGUGUACUUCAUCCUGAAUCAGGCCCCUUUCCAGUUCUCCAUCUGUGGUCUGCUGCAAGUGCUGGUGGACAUGGCUAUCCUGCUGCAAGUCUACUUGUACACCUACUACCCCCAGAAGCCAGCAUCCCAUGCGGCACACCCAGUUAGCGCAAAGGCUCUGUGAAGGCAGAGAGAGAAAGGACACUUGCCAUUUUUGAGGGGGACACCAGCCUGACAGCUUUUGCUUUCCUUGGCAAGAGCCUGGAGAUACAGCUGCCUCCUUCCAAACAAAAGCAAAAAAGGACUGGGAAAUGUGCUGGGGGCACUUGUAAGCCUGUGUGGGAUUAGGGGUAAAGGCAUGAGGAAGAGAAGACUUGAUUGUCCAAUAUCUUGAGGGUUAGCUUUAACAAUUUAUUGUACUUCCGUCUCAAUAGUCGGGGAAGAUGUUGAAAGUCUUGGUUUUGAUAGGUUUUCUCCCAUACAUACUCAUGGGCCUUACUCCUACUAGGAUAGCAUCAGUAUAUUAUUAUGUAUGCAUGCUCAUAAAUGAGCAUUUAUAUGGAAAUGUAUUUUAUAUCUCAAGGGCUGGGUUUUAAUUUUUUAAAUGAUAUAAAAGUUUUCUACCCAUUAUCCCCCUCCUUUAAAAAAAACCUACCACCCAUAAAAGUAUUUGAUCUAAAUUCUUAACAUAUUUAUAAAUAUUAUGCACAUUGGAAUUUAAGUUAAGAGUACUCAUUAUAAAAGCUAGUUCUCUUGAUGUGCUGGGGAGCAGCCACCAUAGCCAGCAAAGCCAGAUGAAAGAGAGAAAAAGAAAAAUGAUCUCGGUUAUCAAGGGGAAACAACUAAAAUUAAGUUUCAAGUUCCCAUCUCAAAGCACAGGUUAUCUCUCUGUCAAAGGCUGAAUCCCCAUUUAGCACACAAGCAUCAGUUACCUUUUAGUCACAUUUGACUAUCCUCUAAUUUCCUUUACUGCUGGUCAGGAGAGGGAAUGGUUUUGACUUCCUGGAGACCUUGUAGUAGCUAUGAAGGUUGCUAAGGGGGAUGAUGAGUUGCCCUCUUGGGUCUGAGUAAGGGCAGAGGAAAUUGCCUGCCUCCUGCCACAGGCAGUGACUAGGCAAGAUUGGCAAAAGAGAGGCCAAGUUUGGGUAAGCUCUGCCAAUCCCAAUUGUGGCUUACUCGAAGCCUCAGCUGCUGCUGUUACUGCUGCUGUGUGAUGGUAGCACCUGAAUGAAAGGAGAACUUUGAUGGAAAUGUGGGAGUAGUAGAUAGCAGGGAAGGACGAAGGUCAGAAAUACUGACAGAGUAACCAGUAAUUCUUUGGUUGAAGAAUCCACAGACAAAGAUCUCCUUCAUUAAAAAACAGCUCUUAGCUCAUCAUCCACUUGGACAGAAUGACUCAGUGCCAAACAGCAAUCAUUGGUGACCUGAGGGCAGAGAAGACAGAGUCCCUGUUGUUUACAAAUGCAAGGGAAACACUGUUGAAUGAUGGUUGGGCAGGUCUUCUCUUGUCUUCAGGUCUUCCAGAGGGAUUCAGUAUGAGGUGCAGGUCAGAAAAUUACUGAGAAGGCUAGUGAGGAACAAAUAAUUUUAUAUACCUAAACCAGAGAUGUGUGUGUGUAUGUGUGUGUAUAUAGCUAUAUAGUUUUUAUAUAUAUAUAUGGUUAUAUAUAUACAUAUAUGUACAAUAUACACAUAUAUAUAUGGAAAAGAAGUUCUACAUAAUGAAUUUUAUAUAUACUUAUGUAUUUAUUUGGUUAGUGUUGGUGUUGAUUUCUGAGAACCUGUGUUUGGAAUGGAGCAUUUCCAUGGGUUCUGGUUUGUAAUUUUCAUCACCGAUUACCCUUGGCCUCUACUAGUUGUUCCCAGAGGCAGACAUACUUAAUGAACCUUUGGGUACCAGGAUGGACUGAAACUUUUGGGCAUUGUUGUUUCUUUGCUGGCCUUCUCCCUAACACCCACUUUAUUUACUGCCAGACUAAAGACUACUAUGGGUAUACGUGAGGAUUUCCUUACCUCUAGAGUAUCCUCUGGGCAUUUGAUAAUCCUUUUUUAGGUCAGGAAGAACUCAGGGGAUAUGGCAGCCAAUGUCUUGCUUUAUUACAGGUGGUGUUUUGCACUGGGUCUGCAUGCUAGUUGAUGCCGUACUCUGCUGAACUAGAUAAAGGGGCAUACUUUCAGUAGUGACAAAGAAACAUUGAGUACCUACUGUGAGCAAGGCACUGUGCCUGCAGUCCUCCUCUGUUUGAAUGUUAGUCACUCAGCAGAGAGAACCCACACAGUUCCAGAUGGGUUGGCUUUUGUGUGACUUUGCUCUCUGGUGAAGUUUGACCUCAAAGCUCCCAUCUCCUAGGGGAGCCAGGGGAAUCCAUCCCUCUUUCUCCUUGGAGACAUAAUGGCUAAAUUCCAUCUUUGGAUAUAUUUGCUUUCUUAGGUCUGUUUUCUUUUUUUCUUCUUGAUAUUACAUAAACACACAUGUGCACACAUAGCAUUUUACUUCUGUUCUUCAGGAAAGUCCAAUGGCACAAGCUAAUGGCAGAGAGGGGAGCCUUCGACAAAGGCACAGUCUCACCACAGUCUAAAGUCAGGAAUGAGCUCUGUGCCAGUGACACUCGUUAUACUCAGGAAUGCUGUUCUUUCAAUGGCCUGGCAUGGAGUGCUGUGGGCCCAACUCCAUUGAUUUUGUUUGGUACCAUAUGCUCUUAUGCCUAAAGUGACCUUACAAAGAUGGCAUGUGGGCGGCAUGGUGGGCUAAGAACAUCUUUGCCUGCCCAGCUUGUUCCUUAUUCCAAUUCUGUUCUCCUGACUAACCUGACUUCUCUACUCCCAGGUUAAUUUACCUUCUUGCCAUGGCAGAAUCCACUUGUUUGUAUACACACUGUCCCCCUGUCUUUUGAUGCCUGGCUGUGUAGAGUACAGCCAGUAUAACUACUUGGUAGUCCUUGCCUAGAUUUCUUGUUAUGUCACAGCCAAAAUGUAGUCCUGGGCUAUUUUCUAUUGUGUUCAACCCCGAAAAGACUAGUUUAUUUGAGGCUUAUGAAAUAGAUAAACACAAAAAUCCAAAGUGUUUUAAAUACCUACGUUUUGCUAACAGGUAAUGAUACUGAGAAGAAAAUGGCAGUGUUGUGUUUUUUUUUUCCUUUUGCAAAGCAAAGGAAAUAUUUUCUGUUGCAGAUACUAACUUGUCUGCAGUCUGAACCAAAGUUCUAUGGACAAGUUGUGUGUUCUUUCCAAAGGGGCUGCAAGGUGCUAGGUGCCGGGGUAGUGGAAUAAUGCUUGAAGUAUGUGCAGGGAUUGAACUCCCUUGGACAUCUGGCCUGUAAGAUGCUUUAAGAAUGUUACUAAGUUUUAAAUAAUAAUAAAAUAAAUGUAGGGAGAUGUCUGUCUAUAGCAGUAAUUGCCUCAGAGCUAACACGAGUGACUCACGUUAGGCACUUUUCUGUUGAUUAUAUGAUGCACAUUCUGAAAUGUUCACAGUAUUUGUUGAUUUUGGUGACUUUCAAUAAACACAUGAAUUCA
This is a messenger RNA of Dromiciops gliroides (monito del monte), 4425 nucleotides long. RefSeq names its product solute carrier family 66 member 2 (gene SLC66A2). Gene Ontology annotation, cellular component: trans-Golgi network; endosome. NCBI's taxonomy places the organism in Eukaryota, Metazoa, Chordata, Mammalia, Microbiotheria, Microbiotheriidae. Gene Ontology annotation, biological process: phospholipid translocation; retrograde transport, endosome to Golgi. The record is from RefSeq and is a predicted model, not a curated record. Bases 266 to 1093 code for a protein of 275 amino acids. The transcript has 6 exons.